AUGAGGGUAUUUCCAGGAACUUACUUAUUGGCGGUGCUUUUCGUUGUAUGCAAAAUUGCCUUAAUGGUUGAAGGACAAACUCUGGUCCAAGAUGGAAAGAUCAACUUCACUGUGUCAUAUCCUGACUUGCUUUACUGCACGAACGUGCAGUUCCCUCGUGCAUUCUCCAGCUCGAGAAAUGUAAGGGUGAUAGCGUCCAUCGGGUAUGAGUCCAAUACUCGCAGCGUACACGACUCGGCUGUUGUGUGGACGUCGGACGUAACACAGAACAGUUUUCGCGUAUGUGCGUUGGAGUCGGGACUUGGAACAAAUGGAUCCGCCGUCGUGAACUGGAUUGCAUUUCGAGGCGCCCCUUCUGGAAUGUUGGAUGGCACCGCCUCCUUCAGUGCAUUUACCAGUGGAACAAAAUGUGAAAGAGUUACCUUUGUUCAGCGAUUUGCAUCUAUUCCAAAAGUGCUGGCUACAGUACGUCAUUCUGUCAGUAACAUGCCGCAAGACGCUAUGAAUGUCUGGGUUGAAGAACUCAAGGCGGAUUAUUUCAGAGUGUGCCUGAGGGAAGUGAAAACAUUUGAUGGAAAGCAUCAGAAUUUAAAAGUGGAUUGGCUGGCAUUAACUCACGGAGGUAUUCAACUUACAUUUCAUGGAAAAUUGUUGUUUGAAAAUGGCGGAGCUCCUCGGGAACAAGACAAUUUUGCCUUUUGCAAGGUACACAAUUUUACCGAUGAAUUUUAUGCACCCCCUGUAGUCAUAGUAACAGUAAAUCAUCUGUACGUUAGCAAGAAUGUAUAUUCCAUCAAGCCAGAGAACAAUGUUCUUAAUACUUGGAUUGAGGAAAUAACGAUCUCAUCGUUCCGUGUGUGUGUAAAAGACUUGGCAGGAAUGGAAAGUCAACACGAUCCUGUUACUUUGGAUUACGUUGUUAUUGGAGAUCGUGAUCCUUGCAUCAAUGUUUCUUGUAAUUAUUUUGCCGUCUGCAAGGCAUUUGGACCCAAAGAUGCCAGGUGCAUAUGCGUAGACAAUUGUCCAUCGUACGACGAGCCUGUGUGUUCAUCAAAUGGAACCACAUACGACAACGAGUGCAUCUUCCAGAGAGAAAUGUGCCACUUGAAGGCCAAUUUUACUCUGUAUCACCCGGGUGAUUGUACAGGAUUCCCUUCACAGAAAGGUCGUCAUCGUCUUCAUCACCACCCAAACUGGGCUGAAGCAGUUUGUGAACAGGUUCCACUGGUUCCUUAUGUCUUCUAUCCUGACAAACCUGUUCACGUACAAGUAUCUGUUAAUCACGUCAACUUCUCGGAUCCCUCCUAUGUCCACGAGGCUGUUGUGGCCUGGGUCGAGGAUUUAAGGGAAAACAACUUUACAGUUUGUGUCACUCAAGCUGGGAGGAAUGAAAAGAAAAAUGGAAAAACAUUCGCUACGGUUGAUUGGUUAGCAUACCAGGGGGCCCCUGAUGGGGGAGUGUCAGGUGAAAUGGACAUGCCGACAUGGUGGACUGGAACGAACUGCCGUACAGUUUCGCUUCCUCCGAAAAAGUUCAAAUCACUUCCUACUGUCCUCGUAUCGGCCGAGCAUGAAAGGCGGGGAGUGAAGCAUGAUGCGUCUUCUGUCUGGGUGGAAGAUUUGACGACAACUUCUUUCAAGAUCUGUAUCAGAGAACUGCAGAACUUUGAUGGGGCUCACCAAAGCAUCCAUGUGGAUUGGAUGGCAUUCGAAGAACUUCACCAACCCUUGUUUAGAGAACAUGGCUCCUUAUACUUUGUCAACGGGAAACAACCAUCCAAAGAAUUUAACUAUGCUUUUUGCGAGGAUGUUGUUUUCAAAAAACCCUACAACGACUCCCCAGCUAUUCUGGUAUCUGCUAACCAUUCAACAAACGGAGGAAACCUUAAUCCACUAUAUAACUCCGUAUCAGCCUGGGCUGAGUAUAUCAACAAGACUGGCUUCAGAGCAUGCGUGAAGGAGUUAUUUGUGAACCAGCAUGAUCCUCUCUCAGUUUCAUAUGCAGUUAUGCCAGAUGUGUGUGAGCUAGGUUGGAGUUUCUACAAUGGCUCCUGUUUCUACACGAGUGAUACCUGUGAGACAUGGUCCAAAGCUAGUACAAUCUGCAGAAGAAUGGGGGCGAACUUACCCGCUAUUGAAAGUCAGGAAGAGAAUGUCUACAUUCAACACAGACACAAUGGUGAAAAGGCCUGGAUCGGUUUGAAUGACAUUGCUAUCGAAGGAUUAUUCACCUGGGUGGAUGGAUGUCCUGAUAAAUUCCGCUACUGGGCAGAGAGUCAACCAAAUGACUUUCGGGGGGAGGACUGCGUACACACUCUUGGUCCCGGGCAUGGUUACAUGUGGAAUGAUGUGGAUUGUACUGCUUGUCAUCAAUAUACAUGCAAAAAGGAUUAUGAUGAAUGUACUAGCAACCCAUGUUUAAACGGAGGUACAUGUGUCAAUGGUAAAAGAAAGUUUAGGUGUAUUUGUCCUGCAACACACAAGGGAGACCUAUGUGAAGAGAUUGAUGAGUGCUCCAGCAGCCCCUGUUUAAAUGGUGGUACUUGUACUGAUGGAGUCAACAAUUUUACAUGUUCCUGUUCAUCGCCGUAUUUUGGACAUAGAUGUCAAGAAACGGAUGAAUGCCAGUCCAAUCCCUGCCAAAACGGUGGAACUUGCAUAGAUGGCGUAUAUAACUUUACUUGUGUGUGUUCCAGCUAUCAUUCAGGAUCACGAUGUGAAGUUGCAACCGACACAUCCUGCAAGAGUCACUAUGCAGCGGGAAGGACCUCAAGUGGAACUUAUUACUUAAGUGUAUCAGGGUACACUUUCCAGGUUUAUUGCGACAUGUCGGGAAACUCAGGUGGAUGGACACUCAUUGCGCGGUUUUCAAACGCUGAUGGGAAAAAUUGGAUGAGAGAUGACGCUUACUGGUGGUACGAUAUCCAGUCUUCGCAGGGGUCCCCUACAAGUACAUCCACUAACUCUGACAUGAUAUCAGAAGCAUUCUGGAAGGUGCAGGGAAGCGAGAUUAAAAUCACACGCAGUGACGAUAGUUCAAACUCUGCUCUUCUUCGUACAUAUAAUAACUGCUUUGGUGGAAAAACAUACAGAGGAUUCAUGUCCGCUUAUGGGAAGUUUAGUUACCGUAACGUUUGGUCCAAUAAUCAGUGUCUUGGUAGCUGCCCAGUGUACUUUGGUGGAUUGUACCAGACCACUGUUGGCUUUAGUCAAGCGCACUGCAGUGGCAAUAUUCAAGGAAGCUACCGCAUUGGAUUCUGGUGUCAGUGGGAUGCAGGCGAUGGUUCAGUUAUGAUGUUUGGAGGAGGAGGAAGUGGAUGCAACCGAGCGGAUCAUGGUAUUGGGAUCACUGAGAAUGACUACGGAGGAUUUGAAGAAUGGAGUGGUAGUGGGGAGCUUGAUUUUGGAAAUGAAGCCCACAUCUCUCCCACUACUUCUUACGCCUUGAAUUUAUGGAUUCGUUAGAAGAGGAACAUUCAUUGCUGAUUUAAUCCAUCUCUAGACGAAAAAAAAAAAAAACAGGCAACAGGCUGUUUCUUCUAAGGCCAUUUUUAGCUUGUUAAAAUAGAACGGGAACCUUAGCCGCAUAUUAACAAGGCUCAUUCCUCCCUGAUUUUCUAACAAUUACUCCAUGAGCGCGCGUAUGGUAAAUAGCUGGGGAUGCGCGUAGCGCCGAGCUGGUUAUAAUUAAUCUCAUAUCCAACAUGCGUGAAUGGAAUUAUUUGUUUUUUUUAAAUUUUCUACCCAAGUUUUCCACUCAAUGCCAUGGGGUUGGGGCCGCUUUUGCAUCUGAGCCCAUGCAACGGUUGGUAUGUGAAUGGGAAGGGGAGGAAAAACGUGUUUUGAUGUGAUUUUUCUCGAGAUAUUAUCGUUACACACCAAGACCUCAUUUACUAAAGCAGACAUACUCUGUUUUUCCAAUGGAAUUCUAUUCUACCUUAAAAUUGUAAGACGCAUAUAAAUACUUAAAAGUUGCCUAAAGUUGAUUACUCAUGCCUAUAUAUCAUAUACCAAAAGUACAUGAAAAACAAGAGAAUUUACACUUGUAUUGCGAUACGAAAACGCAAUAUACCUAAGUAAAAGACUUUGGAUACCUGAGUAACCGAAACCCUCUGUCGUGCCUGAAUAUAAACGAACAUUUGAGUUGUAACAGUAUUGUAGGUGAUUUGAGGUAGACUUUUUUUAUCUGGAUAAUUACACAAUGGAAAGUUAGAUCUUCUGAUUUUAGACUAACAAAAAUGAUUAACUAUGCAACAAUUAAGAGGUUCGGUUCCCGGACGAUGUAGCAACGCUGGUUACCUGCUUUGAUUUUUUAUCUACGUUAAAAUCCAGGACUAAUUAUUAACUCGUGGCUACGAAACAGAAGCAAGGUAAAGCAGAUUUUACCCAGUCAGAGCCAUAUUUUGUAAUUAUUUUAAGCAAAAACGUUUAUUUUACUUAAAAUUGCCGUAGCUUAAUUAAAUUUGA
Pocillopora verrucosa is the source of this 4467-nucleotide messenger RNA. The record is from RefSeq and is a predicted model, not a curated record. NCBI's taxonomy places the organism in Eukaryota, Metazoa, Cnidaria, Anthozoa, Scleractinia, Pocilloporidae.